Fraxinus pennsylvanica is the source of this 468-nucleotide messenger RNA. Lineage: Eukaryota; Viridiplantae; Streptophyta; Magnoliopsida; Lamiales; Oleaceae. The record is from the annotation of a GenBank genome assembly.
AUGAGGCAAAUAUAUGAAAAAAAUGAAGAGGUCAAUAGCAUUGGAGAUGGAGAGAUGCUUCGUCCUACAGAUGGUCUGAUAUAUGACAAUUGUUCUAUGGAGAUGGUCCCAGCCUCUCUUGAUAGGAAAUCGGAUAUGAAGUGUCAAUUAAAGGAUGGCGAGAGUUUUAAGAGUGCAAUGUUAAAGAUCAAUAAGUUGAAAGUAGUUUCUAGAAGUUUAAGAUCUAUGGAGAAGGGUUCUUCUCGAAACAAUGAAAGGACGGCUGUGAAAGCGGCGGCUGUGAAAGCAGCAUCUAUCAAAGAUCGAGAGAAUCGGGUUGCUAAAUUGGAAGGGAUGAAACAACGUUUAGAGAAAAUACUUGAAGAGCAUGCCAAACAGCAAGUACAAGAGGUCAGUACUUCAGGGCUAUUCCAACCAGAUACUUGCUUCUAUUUCAUGAUGGUUAUAUCCAUAAUGUCUUUCCACUGA